AGAAAAUUCAGACAUAAUGUAGUUUAAUCACAUACUGUUACAUGAUUCACAUGAAAUAAACAUUCCUGUAAUAUUUUUCAGACAUUAUUUGCUUAUGUUGGUUGAUCUUCACUAAAGAUUGAAAAGCAGCAACCACUAGAAAAAUGAAUUCUCAAGAACACAAAGAGUGGGUUAAAUCCAUACAGGAAAAACUCAAUGAGGCACAACAAUUUAUUACAAGAAAAUCAUGGGAGAAGUGUUGCAUAUAUCGAAUGCCUCGUCGUAUAAGAGAUGCCCAAAAGAGCAAAAAAAGCUAUGAGCCCCAGACCAUAUCCAUAGGGCCAUACCAUACCGGAAGUGAACUAGUUCAGGAUAUGGAUCUUUACAAGUGGGUUGCUCUGCACCAAAUCCUACAACGGACCCGUCAAGACCUAAACCUUUACCUUGAUACCAUCAGGCAAGUUGAAGAUCAAGCGCGAGGUUGUUAUCAACAAGUCAAUCAUCUAAGCAGCAACAAGUUUGUAGAAAUGAUGGUCCUUGAUGGCUGCUUCAUCGCCGAGCUCUUGAGAUGUUACCAGGCUAGAGACACAACAGGAGGCAACCCUGUCUUUGCUAAUAAGAGAAUUGUUGAAGACAUUGUGUUAGACAUGGUAAUGUUGGAGAAUCAAGUUCCGCUUUUUAUAAUUGACAGGCUACUUAAGCUAAUGAACGGAAAUCAGCACCAAUAUGAUCAGGCUUUGGAUUUAGUUCUCAGCUUCUUCAAUCCUAUAUGGCUGACAGGUAUAAGAAUGUCUAUAAACGAGCUAAAUGAACUGAACAGUUCACUAAAGCAGGAAGAGUGUCUUCAUGUCCUUGAUGUAUUUCGGCGAAGUCUACUCCAUGUAAGGCCUCAACAGCAGGAUACCAUUAAUAAACACAGAUUUCGAUGGAUGAUAUGUGAUAAGCUUGUCCCAAUGUGUUUGAAGCGGUGGCUAAAUAAAGCCCCGGACAGUAUUUCAAGCCGUGAACAAGUCUUAUAUAGGGUGACUGAGCUGAGAAAGGGAGGAGUAAAAUUCAGGAAACGGAACACCAGCUGUCUUUUAGACUUCAGGUUCAAGAACGGAGUUUUUGAAAUCCCUCCCAUUUGGAUACAAGAUAGUACAAUGACCAUCCUCCUGAAUAUAGCCGCCUUUGAGCACUGUCAUAUGAAGAUAAGUGAUGCUGCGAUUGCAUCAUAUGUGGUCUUCAUGGAAUGCUUGAUAAAAUCCCCUGAAGAUGUAGGCCACCUUCAUCGUCGUGGAAUCAUUCUUGGAGAUGAUGCUCAAGCUGUUGACUUGUUCAAGAGCGUGUCUAAAGAAAUGCUCGUGAAUGUACAUGAUGGUUACUAUGCAGAUCUAUCUAAAGAAGUGAACGCGUACUACAACCAGAGAAGAAACAGAUGGCGAGCAAGCUUGCUUCAAAAGUAUUUUCACAAUCCUUGGUCUAUCAUCUCACUGGUUGCUGCUAUCAUUCUAUUGUUUCUUACUGCGAUACAGAGCUUCUAUGCAGUUUUUUCAUACCACAGGCCAAAAUCUUCCAAAUAGAAAAGAUAUAUUCUAUGAAUUUCUGAUUGAGCAUGUAUACAGCUUGUUAUUAUGUUUGUAAUGCCAUUUGGAAAAUGUUAUUGACUGAGAUUUCUAAAGCAGGCAGUAAAAUUUUAGGCGUGUUCAAACUGAUAAAUCUGAAUCACAGCAAAAUAGAACGAAUGUCAGACUUUUGAGUGGCCUGAUUCACUCCCAAUUCAAUAGUCUGGACGCCUCUCUUUGCCUAUUCUCCCUUAUUUAUAACAUAUGCUGAUUCUCGUUU
Chenopodium quinoa (quinoa) is the source of this 1803-nucleotide messenger RNA. Its product is annotated as UPF0481 protein At3g47200-like. The transcript is spliced from 2 exons. The record is from RefSeq and is a predicted model, not a curated record. Lineage: Eukaryota; Viridiplantae; Streptophyta; Magnoliopsida; Caryophyllales; Amaranthaceae. The coding region runs from base 144 to 1541 and encodes 465 amino acids.